Molecule: messenger RNA, 436 nt
Organism: Staurois parvus
Lineage: Eukaryota; Metazoa; Chordata; Amphibia; Anura; Ranidae
Source: the annotation of a GenBank genome assembly
UCACUACUGGGCACUGACUGGUGGCACUGACUGGCAGCACUGCAUUGAUUGGCACUGGUGGGCACAGAUGGGUGGGCACAGGUGGGUGGCACUGCUGGGCACAGCUGGGUGCACUGCUGGGCACAGCUGGGUACACUGCUGGGCACAUGUGGGCAGAACUGGUGGGUGGCACUGCUGGGCAUCGAUCAUCAGGGCACUGGUUAUCAGUGCCCUGAUGAUCGGUGCCAAUCCCUGCUCUGACAACUGCCGGGCUGAUCACGUGGUAAAAGGCCGCUGUGAUUGGCCUUUUACCACAUCACGUGAUCAGCUGUGUCCGUAGGACACAGCGAUCACGGAGAUCGCCGGGGGCGCGCAGAAGAGCGUGUUCUGGGAGAACGUCACAUGACUCCCUCCCAGAACUGGCCGGCCACAGUGUAGCCGUCAUUUGGCUAUCUGC